AUGGUGCGACGCGCCGGUGCGAGGUUUGCCUACUGGUUGUCCCGUAGGUGCCUCGCGUCGGGUGUUACCGGAGACAACGCCACCGGCGCGGUAAGCAGCCUUCCCCACUCCCUCUGUUGUCGUCUCCUUGUAUUGGGUUCUGCCUUUGUUCGUCUCGAUCUGUCUGAUUCCGUCCCUGCAGUCGGGAGCUUUCUCCAGUCGGUUCGCGUCGGGAAUAUGCAGCCUCACGCGCGCUCCCUCAUACGGUGGUUCGGAUGCGGGUGGGUGAAUGUGCCGGAAUUGAUUCUUUCUGAGAGACCUUUUCAUUGCCAGACUCCUCCUAUUUGCAUAUGCUGGCUUUGACAUUGAUGUCUUUGCUUUUUUCUGCACGGCUCAACGAAAGGGAGUGGGAUCCAAGGUGUAGCAUCUCCCAGGUCUUGGUGCCCGAGCAGGUCAUUUCACGGUACAAAUGCCGACGUCAAGCUGCUCAAGAUGUUCCUUUUCUCUAUGUCUCAGGAUUUUCUAAUUAUCCGUUUUGUUUGUCUACUUUUUUCAGGUUCACGUCCUAUGUGUGUUAGGGACUACUACGAAGUACUCGGGGUCACCAAGAACGCAAGUCCAUCAGAAAUAAAAAAAGCUUAUUAUGCGGUAAUUUUCAUUAUCUGCUUUCCUUUCAUUGUUUUUAAAAAUACCGAUCGUAGGACCUUGUUUUACUCGAGUUUCAUGCCGGCUGAUUAGAAAAGGACAAUUUUCGCGUUAUCUUAUGAGCAAAUUGACUUUAUUUUGAAUCAGACGGAGAGAACAAGGUCUUGAUAAUUAUACCUCACCAUCGUUUUUUGUUCUUCACUUUUCCCUAUUCUUCUCGCUGAACGAAAAAGGAAAGCAUCCCUGCUUGAAAGAAACAUGAGUUGAAAUUUGAUUAAGUUUAUUGAUCAUCAACUGGGAAGCCUAUACAGUAUUCCACUGUUAGGAGACACCAGGCAGACUCUCUGCAUGUUGGGAACAAUGAUGCUACUACCAGUACUUUCAGGAGAGAAUUCAAUGUGAAGUUAGACACAUAUGGCUAUUAUCCGGAGAUAAUUGACAAGAGCCAGAGUCUCUUGUGAUAACAUAUCAAGAAAGGUGAUGUACUCUGGAUCAGCCAUAGGUGUAAACUUGUCUUACCCGAAUGAAUAAAGGAAAGAUGAUGAGAAAAUAAAGGGCUACAGGUAGAAUUUUGUCGUUGUCUGUUUGACAACUGAAGAAGUGCCUCUUCAUUUGCUAGGUUCACAUUUGAAUGUAUCCAGGCCCCUUAGAAAUCAGGCACAGGAGAAGGCUUCCUUUCAUUGGCAACACUUGUGGCUGAGGAAUCGAUAAGUUUGGAUGAAGAGAGAUCCGCAGAUUUUGCUCAAACGUCAAGCAUCUGAUCGGAUGCACUCACAUGUUUGCACUUCCUUAAAAGAGGUGAUCAUUUAAAGAAUUUAAUAUAUCAGUCACUGUCAAAUUUCAUUGUAGUUAUUGUUCUAUGCUCAAAACAGUACCCAGCGAUGUGUAGAACCCAGCAUCAGGAGAGGAACCUGGUGCAAACCAUACAAGGAUCAACAGUCGGGAAAAAUCUCUUCUACUUCUGAGUUCAUGGAACAAUUGCUAGUUAUAUACAAUUACCCUGGCUACAAAAAAAGGAAACUACAUAGGCUAAGGAAACUGAUCAACGGAAACUAACUUCUAAUUACACGUUUUUCCCACAAAGCCUUUUGACAAACAGUGCCAGAAAAUGGUACUUGCCUGCUAUUUGAAUGUGAUUGUGCUAAUCUUAUUGCUAGCGAUUUUACUGGUGGAAUGCAUUUUGCUUUCUCUUUUCAUCUGUCCAUGACUACUAGAUAAAUGUGUCAGUUAUUCAUUUCCUAAUGUAGCCCAUAAUGACGGAGAAAAUUUCAUGUUCUUAAUUAGAUGAACAUAAGCAAAUUGUUGGUGACGUGGCCAUAAAUGAGUAUCAAAUAUUUUAUUUCUUUUUCUAUUUGUCGAUUUAUGUUGGUUCUUGAACUAUCCACUUCUAUUGCAUGUCACACAGCUAGCCAAAAAACUUCAUCCAGACACAAACAAGGAUGAUGCUGAAGCAGAAAGGAAGUUUCAAGAAGUUCAGCGUGCUUAUGAGGUAUCAUUCUCUUUAGGCUAUUAUCUCAUAAGUGCAUGUUUCUUCUAAAUAAUUUUACAACUAAGAUACUGUUGCUUCUCAUUUUCAGGUCCUCAAAGAUGACGAAAAAAGGUCACUUUAUGACCAGGUGAAUCAAUUAGACUUCUUUAAGUUACAUGAUGUAUCCGCAUAUUCGAUUAUGGUAGUAUCCCUUUUGAUUAAUGAGAGAUAAUUUUAUCAUUCUUUGCGAGAGCAGCAACCGAAAGGACAUUGCAUUUUUAUUUUUAAAAUGUUUUUUUCUUUUCAAUUUGCCUUAUUAUUGUCUAUGGUAUUUUCAUUGAUCAAGCCUCUUCUUCUGUCUAGUAUUUCUGAACUUAUAAACAGGAGUGUGAUGUGCUCCUUAAAAAAGCAGUACAUUAAAAUUUGGAGAUGAGACAUAUCUCCGCAUAUGUGCUAGCAGACUAACAGAAGCUUUGUCAUUUUAAUUUCUUCUUAGCUUGUGGCACAAAAAAUACAUGUUAAUUUCCACCAUUGCAUGUCCCCAUUGCAUUUUCAAUGGCAGGGUCUAUUAGAUUUUUCCGACUUUCUUUUAUGUAGCUAAAUCUCAAGAAUGUCCCCAUUAGGUCUCUGUAUUGUUUCAAUACGCUCCAAAAUAAUGCCGAAUCCCAGAGAACGUGCCAAUUGAUACCCACGGAAAGCUCAUUGGGGUACUGAUGGUCCUCGGAACACUUAGACCGGACAAGUUAAACAACAAUCAAAGUUUAGGCGUUUCUCAACAUCUUAGGAAAGGCCGGGGUUCGAGCUGAGAAGGGAGAAGAAGGGAACACUGGAGUGUUUCAAGAGCACAUGCGAUCUAAAACGCGGCUUGUUUCUCAUGAAUGGUACAACCGUUGCUCAUCUCCAAUAUGCCCCUUGAGAGGGGAUAUUGUUCCCUUCAUGGGACGAUGCUGCCACGGAUAUAAAAUUGAUUUAGGCAACAUCAGCACUUAUAGGGCCAUUCUUCACAUCCUAGCGAAAAAUCUUCUUGUGAUAAAAUUGUAUGUUAAUGGCCAUCUUGUGAGCAGGCUCCCCUAGAUGCUUUUGAUGUGAAAACUCUCAUCAUUACCAAUUCUUGCUAUCUAAUCUGUUCCGGGCGAUUCAGUGGGCUAGGUAGUAACAGUGGAUAGAAAAAGUAACCUUGUCAACAUCAUCGAUCCUGUCUCUCAACAAUUUGUCACUAUCUGGUUUCGCCUUAAUAAUCAGGGCCUCAAGCACAAUUACUUGUUACAUCAUUUUGGUGACAGUUGCGUCUAUUGUCAUCCACCUUGUUAUUUUUACCUCCCAAUGCUAAAUUUCUGACAGUAUCCUAGAAGGCGAAUCGUGUAUGUGUCACUUGUUCCACAGUGAGGAAGAGAGCUGCUACAGAUGUGUCCGGUGCUUUUUGCCAUGGUCGCAAUGGAAUUCUCUAUUUAUCUUGUGAUGGUUGGAGGUCCUAGAUGGUAAGCAAGAGAGAUUAUAGGGAUACCGUGGCUGCGAAAUUAGUUGAGACUUGUAAGCUCCCGUGUACUGUCUGCUGGGAAACCAAAAGUUCGAAAAAGAACACAGGUGGGCGGGUGGAGUUUCUAUUGCCUGCAUUUUUCUGCUGUUUGUUGUAACACUUCCAUGGAGCAACCGCUAUUAUUAGAAUGGGUUGGAAGGUGCUGAGAUGUUCCUCCUCAUGCCAUGCAGUUGUAUUUGGGUGUGGACUCCGAUUCAACUUUGAGCCUCAUCAUAUUUAUAAGAGUUUUCCUUGGAUUGCUUACCUUUUCUUACUUUGGCUCUGGGGAGGGGCCAUAUUGAUAGGAGUUGAGGUGUGUCGAGGAGUACUGUCUAUGCUCAAAUUUAAUUCAGCCAUCGAAAGCUGAAAAACAUCCACAAGGCUGAGUCAAAAGUGGGGUGAAUAGAACUAGCCAGGAUGUUAUGUAUAUAAAUUUGGACAAAUAUCUAUGGUACUUUUCUGUCUAAAUGCUGCAUCACACCCCUUGUUUCUCUAUGAAAGCAAUUGUAAUAUUAACUGUUAAGAAAGAAGAUGAAGAGAUGCCCUCCAGAAAAAAAAAGGAUUGUGGAAAUGACCAUAAAUUAUGGAUAAUGGAGGGGUGCCAUGAUGUCCCAUUGCCUUUUGUACCUUUCCGUUUUUCUUUGUUCAACUGUGUCAUUGAACUCUUUCCUCACAAAAAUAAGUUGGUCCCUCUCUUUCACACCUGACUUACCAGCAAAAGCAAUUCAUGGAAAAUGAUGCGAUUGAUGAUGUUAUUUUUUUGUGCAUCACUCACAUUAUUUUUCAUGGGUUGUUAUUUUUCCUUUAAUUUCUAGAAGAAACUAUUGUAUCCAUGUUAUCUCAUAUGUCCUAGUCUAUCCCUCCUUUGCUUAGGCUAGUUAUUGUCUCUCAAUAUUAUUCUUAAUAAUUGCCUAGGUUGGUGCUGAAGCAUUUGAGCAAGCGGCUUCUGGUGGCGGCCCUGGUGGUGGUCCAUUCGAUGGUGGAUUCAACCCGUUUGAGGAGUUCUUUCGAGGUGGAGGCAUGGGCAGUGACGUAUGUGCUCUUCAGAAACCUUUGCUGUUGUAAAUUUUUUAAGGACAAUAUUCUUUCUAACAGUAGACGAACCUUUUGGGUUUUUACGGUGGUGAAUUUCGAAUCGUCUGAUUCAUGUUUUUACGUCACUGAAUUUUACAUCGAGAAAGGUUUGUGUUCAUUUCUGCAGAAUUUUUUUAAUAAAUGUUGGGAUUUAUAGAUUCAAGAUUGCUAUAUUUUCCAUCUCUGACUUAAGUUUAUAAUACUCAUAUUGUUUGCUUUUUGCAGCGUUGUAGUGAUUUGUACUUGCUUAUUUCGGUUAUAUCUGGCUUUUAAUCAAAUCAAAUGUUUGUUUUGGCGCAUGGAAGCUAUUGCCUUUUUGACAUCAUUCUCAUCUUAUCUAAAUUCAUCUACUUUGUAUACUUCUGCAUUUAUUGGCUUUUUUGCCACUGAUACAUGCUUUAUUCAUGAAAUAAUUGCAUCCACCCUUGUGUAUAGUUUAUGUCUACUCAAAUUCUUGUCGUUCCCCAGUAUUUUCUUUAUAAACUUAUUGACCAUUUUCCCUUUUAUCUAAUUUUGUUGAAUUCGUAGAAUUCAGUCAACCAAACAGGAGUGGAAUCCCAAUCGUGCUGCUUUUGUUUUUAAUGAAUGCUUGUUGUAUUUUCUAUAACCGUUCUUUAAAAGUUCCUCUCUGCGCAUGCUGCCCUGCCUCAGAUUUCUUCCAUUGGAGUGUAUGAUAUCUAUCUCAUAUGAUAAUAAAUCCAUUGGAUGAAUAUUUUUGGUUGUAAAUACCUACUUUAACUUUGGGAUUGUGAUUUUCUAGUUCAUGUCUUUCAUGUGGCCAAUCUGUGCAGAAGAAAUGGAAAUAGCAUAAUAUUGGAGCGUUUUCCCUUCUUCACCCACAUUAUAUUAAAACUUUUUUUUGGUGUGGGGCAGAGUCAGGAUGAGUACAAAUGGUUCAACCUUUUAAACGCCAUUUUUCUCUUUCUAGUUUCAGUUAAGACGAUAUGUAUAUUUUUUUUGUCCUCCCCACAAAGAAAAACGUUAGAAAAAGAAAAUAAAAUCUCAUCGACCAGUUUUUUUCUCAUUUUGUAUUUUAAUCUUCCACUCUCUCUUAGUCUGUUGCACUUGCCCCGUUCUCAUUCGUUCCUAUUUGAAUCUCUUCUAUUUAUCAUUUAAGUAGUUCACUAUACGUUGUUUCAUAGUUUUUUUGGUAUGCUUGGGCAUGUUUUGGUUUUUAUUCACAUCUUCCUCUUUUAUGGAUGCAUGAUCAACAGUUAGGACAUGGCGAGCUGGGCAUGUUUUGUUGUACUCAUUGAUCCCAAUUCCGAUUGAACAAGACAGGGUAAUGCAGACCCUUGGCAGGCUUGUUUUGGUCUAGCCGUCUAGGCCGUCCACGGAUGUAGUAGUUGGAGUGCGCCAGCAAUAUCUAUCAUGGAAGAGUUUGAAGACCUACAAAAUGUUGGGCUUCAAACUAUUUUUGCUUUAUUCAUAUAAUAAAAUCACCUAGUGCAGUAAAAUAUAAACAGCAGUUGCGGUAUUCUACUUCUUUAUUUCAUACCAUUUUCGGCCAAUAGCAUGCCACAUUAGUUGUCUCCCAAAGUAGCUGGUUACUUUUACACGGGUUCCAACUUUUGUUUGUGUGGCUGAAAAUGACCGGUGACUUUACAUUGCCAAUCUUAAUAAUUAACCUUUGUAGUUGCUCAUAUUUAUAUUCACAAUUCUAUGUAAUUUGACCGGGCUAAUUUACUUUUUGCAUCCUUCAUGUUUUUCCAUGAAUUUUCAGUUUUUUGGGAAUAUCUUCAAUCGAAAAGGGCGAGAUAUUCAGGUCAAACUCUUUCCAUUAUAAUUUAAUUCUCCUUCAAGUCUUGACUAUUUCACUUUCCUUGGCUUAUUGGACGAUGACUGAACCUUUUCCAUAAUACAGGUGGAAUUGGAAUUGUCAUUCAUGGAGGCAGUUCAAGGAUGUACAAAGACUGUGUCAUUCCAGGCUGAACUACCUUGUGAAACUUGCAGUAUGAUUCUUCACUCAAAGGAGCUAGUGUCAUGGACAAUGUUUCAUUUUGAAUCAGUCUCCGUUCUGUAAGUUUACUAAUAUUCAUUGCAUUUCUCUGUUGCAGACGGAACUGGUGUUCCUCCUGGAACAAAGCCCGAGACAUGUAGGGCUUGCAGAGGCUCAGGAAUGGUUCGAAACCAAACCAUUGUUGUUCAAAAUUUGUACCAUAGUCUCAAGGAUAUUUUACAGUUCACAAUCAUUGCAUUUUCUUACAUAUGCAGACUUUCAUGCAAAAAGGCCCCUUUAGAAUUCAGUCUACCUGUAUGCACUGCGGGGGAACUGGGAAAACAGUGAAGGUACAUUAUUCUUGUUAAUAUGAUAUUCUACCCUGGCUUUUGCAGAAAGGUGUGAUACUGUUUUUCUCAAUUUUCACUCUAUUGUCGAUUUUAGAUUUAGAAGUUCGCUCAUUCCCCCAGUAGCUCAAGCAAAGCUGCUUCCUGCUAGUUUUGCUGUGAUAACGGUUUGAUAUUCAGAAUUUGUAAGUUAUCUUCUAUGAGUCGGAUAAGCAGUAUAUUACUAACAUUGGUUUAAGAUGAUAUUUUUGGUUGAUCCAAUGAUCUUCCUAUCUCGACUUUCUUUUCAAUAAAAUAACUUAACUUGGGUUCGGUUUAUAUCUUUCUGACUUAGUUUGACUUGCAGAAUUUUAUCAGCUCUCAGGUUAUCUAGCUGAGAUAAGCGUAAAUAUCUUGUGAGGCUCUCUUAUUUUUAAAUGAGAUAUGUCAUAGUUGAUAGUAUCUUAUAAAAACUUUUAAUUUAAAAUACUAAAAAUAUUUCCAAUACAAUUGCAUUAAGAUCCUCUUUUUCCGGAAAGGUUUGGGAAUAUCAAUCUUACUUGUGCAAUUCAGAGGAGUUGUCCUGGCACUCUUUAAUCCGGAAUCAGUCUUGCGAUUGACAGAAUCAAACCUUUAGACUAAGAUGAUAAACCCUGGUCUUUGUCUUUUUCAUUUGCGUAAAGAUCCGCAGAUGGGUUCAGAUUGACAGAUAAUGUUUAUGCAUUGAAACAUUUUGCGUUUCAGAGAUGCUAGCAAAACUCUGAUCUAUGGGUUGAAAUUUUCUGGACGAAACUUCUGUGAUCUUGAUUUGAUUAUUAUUUCAUUUUAUUUUCCGUAUAGGUUUAAAUUAGUUUACAUCCAACAGUUGUCCUUUUUGUACUUCUAAUUGAAAAAUUAUCUGCAGAGUUUUUGCAAGACAUGCAAGGGAGGCAAAGUUGUGGCAGGAACAAAGUCAGUGAGAAUAGAUGUGAUGCCAGGUAUACAUUAUUGGACAGUACCUUUUAUGGUUUUAUGUGAAGUUCAUAGAUGGAUGAUGGUAAUCUUUGUUGGACAAAUGUAGCUUACUCAUUUUCAAGUCUGAAACUUUGUAUUGCUGGUAAUCUGUUCGUGUGCGUGCGACUAGAUUACCUUGUUUGGUCUGGAUGAAACCCAGGUAGGGCCGAGCAUCAAUGACCCAACUCUUCAGUUCACUUGUUUUGAAGAAUGAUAAAGUUCAACAAGCUUGCAAGGACGAAAGAUUGCCAGAAAAAUCUUUAGAGAGCAUGUCUCAAGGUUUGAUUUGUUGGUAUACAUGCGUAUUCCCUGGGGGAGUGGUUUCAUCUGGUUAGUCAAGAUAGAUUAAAACCGAAUGAGAGCGGCUUUCAAAUCUCUUUGUAUCGAACUCCCCGAUUUUCAACAAUCAAUCGUUUGAUUAAGCUCAGCCAUGUAAAAUGACUUGAAGAAUAAAUGACAUUUCGUGCUCACAAUCUCAUCAACUUUCAAGUCAUGUAGAGGUGAUUACACAAGCCAAGUCCUAUGACUGUUACGCAGGAAAAUUCUGAGUGAACUUAGGCCUUUUGGAAUCAUCAGUUUCUGAGUAAAUUUUGUUAUCGGCCAUGUGAUAUGCUGGAGGAAAUAUUUGAGAUGUCGGUCAUGCUGGUUCCUAGAUAUGGAAGGCUUAUAAAACUGAAACUGAAACAUCUUCUCUUUUGACUUUAGGGAAAGCCAGACUUGUCAUUCCAGCUCUAAAACCGAAACAAAUAACGCUAUUUCUCGUUUCUUCUGGAUGUAUAUUGGCAUGAAGCUCUUUGCUGCUAAAAGAUGUUAGAACCUGUCUGAUUUGCAGAAAUUCCUCAAACUUCCCUUUCUCGGGGAUAGAAGACCAAAUGCAUGGGUCAGUCAUGAACUAUAGAGUAUCUUGAUCACUGUUUAUUUGAUUGGCAUUGGACAGAUGACCAUAAAUAAUUAUUUGCAGGUGUAGAAUUUGAGAUUGAGGAGUCAUUCUAGGCCGGGUAGGUUAGACUUUUGUUGCUUUGGACGAGUCUGCGAAUUGAUGGACGCGGGAAAAAAUUAGCUGCUGCUGCCAUUGAGUUUGACCUCCUUUGGUUCUGAGACGAGCAUCUGUUAUCACUGUGUCUUUUCUUAUUGGUGCGAUGUUUUCUCUUCGCACUGGUAGAUACAUACCAUACACAACCAUCAUGACUCAUAGGUAUGUACAAUAUAUAGCCAAGAUUAUAACUGGUGGCGCUGAGCAUCUGAAUGAAGCUACUGUUUUGGGUUGUAUAUUAUAUUCAUUCGCAAGGAAAUGCCUGUAAUACAUGGGAGUCACACUUUCCUCGAGGAUAGUUUCGAAAAUGAACAGAGAGGGAGAGGUGUGUGAAUCUACAGGGCGAGUCUCAAAGCCACCCUGGUUUUUCUGGGCCUAGGUCAAGAAUUAAGGUCAACCCCAGCCCUGGCAUCGUGCUUUGCCAGGCUUGGCCAAUGCUCUACCAGAUUCUGUCGUGGAAAGAGUCCUGGUUCCUCUGUGCAGCAGCCUGACGGCAUGUCAUGUAGUGGCCCACUUGCUUCAUAUUUAAACCCUCCUCCCCCCAGCCGCACACCAGGGUUGGGUUUUUCUGGGUCCUGUUAGUUGGCAUACCAUUUAUAUCCUGCAUCAUUUACAAUUUGGGUGUCGCUCCCUCUGUGUUUGCAGAUGAUAUCCUGCCUUUUUUCACCAAAUUAUAUAUAUAUAUAUAUAUAUUGAAAGUGGACAGUAUGAGUUGACAAAUUAGGCAUUGAAUAGUCAAUAUUAUGAACAUUCAUUCCAUGUUGAAAUCCAUGUUUGAGAAAUGGUGAAUAAAUGUUCGUCAAAUAAUUUGAACAUCUGAUGAUGAAUCUCAGCUUCUGGGAAUUCUCUCUGAGCUACUCUGACGUCAUUCUACCAUUUAGGGAUGGACGAUAAUGAAACCAUACGGAUUAACAGAGGUGGUGGAGCUGACCCUGAGGGCGAUCUACCCGGUGAUCUUUACGUCAAAUUGAAGGUAAAUUUCCCCCUUUUGCAUCCUAUCUCGAGCAAGAAUUUCUAAAUCCAUUCACUGAACCAUCAUCUGAAUUUCACAGGUUCAUCAAGAUCCUGUUUUUAGGAGAGAAGGCCGCGAUAUUCAUGUCGAUGCCGUUUUGAGCGUCACUCAAGUAAUUCUCUCUCCUCAUUCAUCGCUUCUGCGUCGUUCUUCCUAUUCCUGCGUUGAACGAUGAUGUUGGCAAAAAUAUAUUUUUUUUCCCUUCCACUUAUUAAAAUAAUCUCUUGGAUCAUAUUAUUCUGCGAUUCCCAUCUGAUCUUCGCCGUCCAAAUCCUGGUUGACUUUUGCAGGCCAUUCUGGGAGGAAGCAUCCAAGUUCCCACUCUUACAGGGGACGUUGUCCUCAAGGUUUGCUACGGUGCACCAUCAUCUUCUCACUCAGCUAGACUUCCGCGCAACUCCAUGGGAGCUAAAAUAUUUGGCUUUCUGUCCACAGGUUCGUCAAGGCACCCAACCUGGUCAGAAGGUCGUGCUGAGAGGGAAAGGUGGGUCCCAGCCAGGAACCCAGCUCUGAUGCCGUCCGUCAUCCAUCCAUUUUCCUUCAUCUGGAUGCUCAUACAUAACCUGCUGUUCUUCUGCAGGGAUCAAGACGAGGAGCUCUUCCUUCUACGGCGACCAGUUCGUCCAUUUCAACAUCAGCAUUCCGACGUAAGUCCACUGUCUCAUCCUGCUCCCUGAUCCCUCCACACCCAGUGAGAGAUCCGACCGUUCUGCAGACGAAUCUUAGCGAUCUGAGUCAACGGAUCACUCUUGAGCUUUGUGUUCAUGGUGGAUACUUCUGCGUGCAGGAACUUGACCCAACGGCAACGGGCGAUCAUCGAGGAGUUUGCGAAGGAGGAGCAGCAACGUGAGGAUUUCAAGGGUGCUGCUGCCGCUGCAGGAGCAUCGGGUUGA
Molecule: messenger RNA, 10878 nt
Organism: Spirodela intermedia
Lineage: Eukaryota; Viridiplantae; Streptophyta; Magnoliopsida; Alismatales; Araceae
Source: the annotation of a GenBank genome assembly